This is a messenger RNA of Dufourea novaeangliae, 1020 nucleotides long. RefSeq names its product UPF0605 protein CG18335. NCBI's taxonomy places the organism in Eukaryota, Metazoa, Arthropoda, Insecta, Hymenoptera, Halictidae. Bases 1 to 936 code for a protein of 311 amino acids. The record is from RefSeq and is a predicted model, not a curated record. The transcript has 7 exons.
AUGUCUACUGGUGCGGAAUUACUAGCUACCGCGGAACCACACCUCAUACCAGGCUACGCUGGAUAUUGUCCACAAUAUCGAUACAGAUGCGGCGAAACGUAUGGAAGUGUCACGCACAAAGUGCUCCUUGAUCCCACAGUAAAUCACGCAGAGACAUUGAUUUUAUCGAAUCGAGCCAGCGACGAUUACGAAGUUCAAAGGCCGCCAAAAAAUGAGAUAGACAUAGUAAACUCUCGAUACAAGAGGACUGAUCCUAUAUUUGUUCAUCCCCUCUUGCCAAACUAUGAAGGUUUUACGCCGAGAUUAAACGCGUCGAAUGGGCAGAGAUACACGGUACUUGCUACGGAAGGAUUGGCUGAAUUCGAGCGACAGCAACUAAAAAAUAAAGCUGCUCUUAAUGACCUAAAACGGACGGUAACUUUGCAAGGUGGACAGAUUGAACCACGAAAUUUAGAAGAUCGUCUGCUUAUCAAAAGUCAAUUCAAAUUACCCAUGCUCUCCGUACGUCCCGAUUGCGUGGGCGUGACGAGGAACUUAUUUUUGGACGAACAAUACGAAUCACCUAGAGAUCACUCACCAUCGCCGUACUUUAUGGACAAUUCGAAUCCAGGAAAAUAUUUCAUCAGCCAAUAUGCGGGUCAUAUACCAUACGGAUAUGCACACUUUGGUGCAUCGAAUGUUCCCGCUACUAAUAGCGCACUAACUGAAUUCACAUCUAAUUACCGAAAACGCCAAAGCACGGAAUGGGCACCGGUAACAAUUUCACGACCUGAUCCGCCACUUAUAAUACAACCUACCACGAUCUACCACAAGCAUGUCGGAAUGAUGCCAAAUUAUCUUGGUCAUGUCCCUGGAGAAACAUUCAGAUUUGGUAAAACAUUCGGAGCUGAUACCAAAGAUGGAAAAAAGUGGCUUCGUGGAGAUUUCUCUGCGUAGAAUGUGUAAUAUUACCUAGAAAGUCCCAACACUUAUAUCAAUUGUAUAGCAGAAAUUGCAACAUGAUUGUACUGGCAAUAAACA